AUGGUUGGUGAUGAUGGUUGUGAUGUUGAUGAUGGUAAUGGUGGCGGUUAUGGUCCUAGUGAUGGUAGUGAUAGUGGUGACUAUGCUGGUGAUGAUGGUGGCGCGCUCGCCGAAGGUGAGGCGGCUCGGGCCCGCCCGGCGCCUGGCGCAGCCCCUGCCAAAGCACACAGUGCGCCCAUUAGGGCUCCGGAGCGCGCGAAACGGGUGGGGGGCGCGUGGCCCGGAGGCUUCCCGGCGCGGACAGGAGAAAGGACGGGCGGGGCAUGGGUAACGGGGGUGACGCCGGCUGCCCCCCAACAGUCUCCGCGCCCCCCUCGAGGGCCCUACUACCUCUCCCCUUCCCGCCCUGCCACUGCGCCGCCGCCAGGGGCUCAUGCUUGGAAAGGGAACGGAGCUCCGGAGCCGCCGCGGAUGCUGCGGGGCGCCCGUGCGUGUGUGUGCCGGAGGAGCUUGGAUGUGGGCCGUGCGGGGACCCCACCACGGGGCCGGAGCACCAGCACGGGCUCUCCCGGCGCGCGCCUGCAGAGGGCGCCCCGCAGGGCCCCCCACUGCCCGCCUCUGGGCGGGAGGAGGGGCUGGACUGAGAACCCAGACGGUAGCCGGUUCCCUCCGCGCCUCUCAGGGGGGUCGGGCGCAGCCCUGGGGCCGGAGCUCACCCGUAGUAGGACCGGGACGGCGUUGUCACACGUGUCACUGGAGAGGGCCUGCGUGGCGUCACGGUCCGUUCCCCGCGGCUGGCGGAGGCCUCGCGGUGGCAGGGUGGGGGCUUUGCCUCUUGGCUGGGCGGCUUUGCGUGGCUCAGUCAUUCCCACGGGGCUGGGAGGGGGAGCUGUUCUUGUCUCUCCUCGCAGAGCAGCGCUAGGCGUCGUCGGAAAGUUUCCUACCACUUGGGGGACGCAGGCGGAUCGAGGGCGAGCCACUGCUUCCUGGCUGGGCUGGCCAGAAAGUACGAGAAGUCUCGCCGGCCAGACGCGCCCUGGGCUUUACGCAGCAGUCACCCUAAACGCACACCCCCUUCGCCAGCCGAGAGGGCCACGGACCCGAGGCCGCCUAAGCAAAACGGCCCCGUGGACGUGGGCUGCGGGACCCGGGGAUCCUACAGGAGCGACCCGGGCUCCCCGGUCCCUCACCCGCACCCCUCGGCUUCCAGCUCAGCCUCCGCGGCGGGAACCUGCGCGCUGCCCGUGGGCAGCCCCCAGACCCAGGAAUGCGUCCACAGCGCCCACCCGCGGCCCCGAAGCGCUUCGGAGAGCGAUCUUAGGGGUUAACCAGCCCCCGACCUGAGAGGCACCCAGCCGGAAGCCUGGACCAGGGGACCCCAGUCCGCCGGUUUUCCCCAGCCGGACCUGCUAUGUGUUUAUCCCUCCGUCCCUCCAUCCCCGCAAGCCUACAUGCAUACAAAACAAAAUGUGCAGAUGCGGGCCACCCCCCCUCCAAGAGCUGCGCCGCGCCCUCGCUGUGGGCUGAGAGCAGGCGCCCCCUUCCACCUCUCCCUCCACCCGCGCAGCCCCGGCCCCCUCCCCGAAAGGAGAACAGCUCAAUUACGAAAAGGAGCGAAGGAACGAAAUCCCAGGCUCAGAAGCACCCGCCAAGGCUUCUUCGGUCCCCGCGCCUGUCGCGCAGUCCCCACCCCCACCGUCUCCAGCUCGGGGAGGGCGGGGACGCCGCGGGACGAGGGGUCCUGCCCUGCUCCGCUGGAACAAAGCCCGCCGCGGGAGCCCGCGGCAGCGCACCGAGCCGGUGACAAAGGCGGGCUGGCAGCGCCG
Messenger RNA from Oryctolagus cuniculus (rabbit), 1766 nucleotides. The record is from RefSeq and is a predicted model, not a curated record. Lineage: Eukaryota; Metazoa; Chordata; Mammalia; Lagomorpha; Leporidae.